CCGAGACUGGGAUAUGAAACUAACUCUGUAUUUUUAAUGUUCUGAGCCUGCAGUUAAUGUUUAUUUAUAUUUUAUCUAUUAGCUAUGUUUGCUGUCGAACUCCAUCGAAUAUUCUAAGAUGCCAUUUCUAGGACAGGACUGGAGGUCGCCUGGGCAAAACUGGGUUAAAACUAAGGAAGGUUGGAAAAAACAGUCAGAUUACGAAAAUAAGAUUGUUGCCGAAUUUAAGAGCUGCUGCAAAGAUGAGGAAUUUCACAAUGGAAAUGUACAUCUCACCGUGAGUCAUGAAUUGGCUGCAAAGAAACGCAGCAAGGAGCUUAUGAACGACAACACAAAGGUCCCAUAUUUCCACAGAGACAAGUGGAUAUAUGUCCACAAAGGAACUACGAAGGAGCGCCAUGGUUACUGUACGUUGGGAGAGGCCUUUAACCGCUUGGACUUUUCAAACGCCAUCAUGGACUCCAGGCGAUUCAGUUAUGUAGUGAAGCUGCUGGAACUGAUUGCCAAAACCCAGCUGACCUCCCUGAGCGGGGUGGCUCAGGAGAACUACAUGAACAUUCUGGAGAAAGUGCUACAGAAAGUGCUGGAGGACCAGCAGAGCUUACGGAACAUCAGGGAGCUCCUCCAGACUCUGUACGUGUCCGUCGGUGGCCUGGUACAGGGCGUGGGAAGGUUUGCCCUCGUGGGAAACGUCAACAUCUGGACCCAGCGCAUGGACACCAUCCAGCACUGGCAACAGCAGCUCCGCUGCAUCCAGAUCAGGAGGCCGGUGUCGAAGGGAAUGACCCUGACCGACCUGCCAGCCUGCCUUCAGCUCCGCAUCAUGCAGUGUCUUUCUGAUGAGAGGGACCUUCUCAGUCUGGGUCAGGUGUGUCCUGACCUGCACACGCUCACAGAGGACUGCGUCCUGUGGAAGAAACUGUGCCAGUACCACUACACAGAUCGACAGAUCCAUAAGCAUUUAUUGCUGUCUGAAAGGGGCCAACUGGAGUGGAAGAGGAUGUAUUAUAAGCUCUGCUGCUGCUUCCCCCACGAGGAGCAGUACAGCGACACCCCGCAGUUCUGCACGCACUGCUACAUCCUCUUCUGGAAGGACACAAACCACCCUUGUACAGCCAACAACUCAGACAGCUGCUGCAUCCCCGUUUCCCCACAAGGAUUUCUCAGACUCUUCCAGUACUGAGGAGCACACUGUUUCUGUCUCGUACAUAAACCCAGUGGCAAGAGUGCUAUAGAUUCCUGCAAGAAUCAAUUCAGCAGAAGGGAACAUGCGUGUCAGUGCUGGAGAUGUGCUACAGGUAAUACUGAUCUCACACUUCAGCAUCUGCAACGAAAACACACUUCCUCCUAUAUUAUAAUUCCACAGCUAAUAACGUGGCUCGACAGGUUGAUUCACCCUGAUGUGCAAAGAAUAGUUUGAGGUGUGGCAAAUAUGUUUUUGUCUUAAUGCAGUUUAAACUCUUGUGUUUAAUGGACAAAGAACACAGUGAGGUCCUUGAAGUAUGCUGGAGUAAUGCUGGAGGAUUAAAACGAUCCAAAGGCAGAUUUGUCAAAGUGGAUUAUUAAGAUUAAUAAUAUAAAUGGUUUCUAGACAUUAUUUUUAAUUAUUUUUAUUGGAAACAUUUAAUCAAUUGUCCCCACCAUCCGACCAUGACUAUCUGUAGAUUUGUUGGUCCUGGUUAAAAUAUCCUUUUCUGAUGAAUUAUUUUGUAUUCAUAAGAAUCAAGGGUGGUCAUCAAUAUGAGUGGCAAUGAUGAAUAUGUAAAACUCUUGCAAUGUAAUUUUAUAUUCAAAUAUAUACAUUUGUUAUUUUAUCCAACAGCUUUGUAAACAUUUUUUUUCUUCAUAGUAUCUUCUCUAUUUCUGACCGCUGUAAUAAAGGUUAUUGUCAA
Messenger RNA from Conger conger (European conger), 1892 nucleotides. Its product is annotated as F-box only protein 32-like. NCBI's taxonomy places the organism in Eukaryota, Metazoa, Chordata, Actinopteri, Anguilliformes, Congridae. Gene Ontology annotation, biological process: protein ubiquitination. The record is from RefSeq and is a predicted model, not a curated record. Bases 119 to 1183 code for a protein of 354 amino acids. The transcript has 9 exons. Gene Ontology annotation, molecular function: protein binding. Gene Ontology annotation, cellular component: cytoplasm; nucleus; SCF ubiquitin ligase complex.